GUCAGUUGCAUCUGUAAAGAAUCUGAAGAAAGAGCUAGAGAAAUCCAGGAGCAGAGCCUAUUCGAUAUCGACUAUGCAGGCAGCGGCAUUCAUCGCACUGUUCUUGAUAGGGAAGGCAGUAUGUGAAGACAAGCCAACUUACACCACAAAAUAUGACAACAUAGACUUGGAUGAAAUUCUGAGCAGCGAGCGUUUACUGACUGGCUACGUGAACUGCCUGCUCGACCAGGGCCCCUGCACUCCCGACGGGAAGGAGCUAAAACAUACUCUGCCGGACGCUAUCGACAACGACUGUCGCAAAUGUACGCAGAAGCAGAAGGAAGGGUCUGACCGAGUCAUGGGCUACAUCAUCGAGUACAGGCCGAAUGACUGGGCUAAGUUAGAGAAAAAAUAUCUUUCAGAUGGAAGUUACAAGAAAAAGUACUUAGAUAAGAAGAACGCAUCUGAAAAUAAUGGCGAUAGCAAAAGUACAGAAGCGAAGAACAAGGAUGACGAGGAAAAGAAAUCGAAAGGCGAUGGCGAAGAGAAAUAAAGCUGCAAAUAUUUAUUCACGACUCCUGACAAUGACCAGUGUCUGUUUUGCUAAUGGUACCUGAUUAGUUAAUAAAAUACCUAUGAAAGUCGCUAAUAUAGAAUAUCACUCUAA
Plutella xylostella (diamondback moth) is the source of this 646-nucleotide messenger RNA. It is a transcript of the gene CSP12, whose product is annotated as chemosensory protein 12. The record is from RefSeq and is marked provisional. NCBI's taxonomy places the organism in Eukaryota, Metazoa, Arthropoda, Insecta, Lepidoptera, Plutellidae.